This is a messenger RNA of Manihot esculenta (cassava), 1735 nucleotides long. Its product is annotated as aspartic proteinase Asp1. Gene Ontology annotation, molecular function: aspartic-type endopeptidase activity. Gene Ontology annotation, biological process: proteolysis. The coding region runs from base 195 to 1475 and encodes 426 amino acids. The transcript has 9 exons. NCBI's taxonomy places the organism in Eukaryota, Viridiplantae, Streptophyta, Magnoliopsida, Malpighiales, Euphorbiaceae. The record is from RefSeq and is a predicted model, not a curated record.
UUAAAAUUAUAGGCUACUUGACCCAGUUAUCUAUAAUUCGAGGCUGACGCUUGGCUGGGCGGGCAACUCUGCCAAGUCUUGAGGAUAUAUGGAUAGAUGGGAGCACUGGGGCUGAGACGGUGUUUGCUAUCAAGAAAUUGAACCCAGAAGAUAUUAUUUAAACAUUUUAAGAAUCUCAGAGAUGGAAAAAAGGGAUGGUAGGUUUUUCCAUGAUUGCGUUGUUGGUCCUGCUAGGUCUCAUUUUGGGGUCUUCAGCUGCUUCUUGUGAUGACAGGCAGAAAAUGUGGACAAAGGCAAUGCUCUCAGGAGAAAUGAUGUCGUCAAUGAUGCUCAAUAGAGCUGGAUCCAUUGUCUUUCCACUUCAUGGGAAUGUUUAUCCUGCUGGAUAUUAUAAUGUUACUCUAAAUAUAGGGCAACCAUCAAAACCCUACUUUCUUGAUAUAGACACAGGAAGUGACCUCACAUGGCUCCAGUGUGAUGCUCCCUGUCGCCGAUGCACUGAGGCACCUCAUCCUCUUUAUAAACCCAGUAAUAACCUAGUGACUUGCAAGGAUCCUCUCUGUGCAUCUUUGCAGCCACCUGGUGACCACCAAUGUCAAGACACAGAGCAGUGUGACUAUGUGGUUGAGUAUGCAGAUGGUGGUUCAUCCCUUGGUGUUCUUGUCAAGGAUGUCUUUCUCCUCAACUUCACAAAUGGAAAGCGGCUUAAUCCUCUUCUUGCUUUUGGGUGUGGAUAUGAUCAGCUUCCAGGUAGAUCUCAUCAUCCCUUGGAUGGAAUACUCGGCCUUGGCAGGGGAAUAUCUAGCAUCCCAUCGCAGCUAAGUAGCCAAGGUUUGGUGCAAAAUGUGAUUGGCCACUGUUUAAGUGGGCGUGGUGGAGGAUUUCUCUUCUUUGGUGAGGAUACCUAUGACUCUUCUCGAAUAACUUGGACACCAAUGUCAAGUGAUCUUUGCAAAUACUACUCACCUGGAUUCGCAGAAUUAUUAUUUGAUGGGAAAUCUACUGGGAUAAGAAAUUUACGUACAGUUUUUGACAGUGGGAGCUCUUAUACUUACCUGAAUUCACAGGCAUAUCAAGGAUUAUUAUUUUCAUUGAAGAAAGAAUUAUCAGGAAUGCCCUUAGUUGAAACAGCAGAUCAAACACUACCACUUUGUUGGAAAGGGAAGAAACCUUUUAAAAGUAUUCAGGAUGUCAAGAAAUUUUUCAAGACCUUUACACUGAGCUUCAGAAGCAAUGGGAAGACUAAAACAAAGUUUGACUUCACCCCAGAAGCGUAUCUGAUCAUAUCAUCCAAGGGAAAUGCUUGCUUGGGAAUUCUAAAUGGUUCAGAAGUGGGGCUGCGCGAUCUAAAUGUCAUUGGAGAUAUAUCAAUGCAAGACAGACUGGUGAUUUACAACAAUGAGAAGCAAGUGAUUGGAUGGGCCUCUGCAAACUGUGAUCAGCUUCCCAAGUCCAAAAGCAAUUUUAUUUGGUAACGGUGACACUCCUGGUGAUCUCAACAUCAUAGGGUCCUAUCACAGAAACCAUCCGUGUAUGUUUGUAAAGAAAGCUGUACCGAGUCAUGUAUGCAUGCAUAUAUAGAUGUAUGACUAUAAGCUAUUCAACGGAGAUUCCCACACAACUGUAUUUGGGGAUACAUGCAAUUUGAAGUUUACAAAAGUACAAUGUAUUGAAGUUCAAAAUUUUGCGAAUGCAUCUACAGAUAUUUUGUUUUGGGCCAAGACUAGCCCAAGUA